GAUAACGAUGUACGGACGCCCGAGAACAACGGGAUAGAGAACGACAAGACGCAGGAACGGCGCGUACAGGCAUCUACGAUACCGGCGCUAGAUUCUGACACAGACAGCUUCAUGGGCUGGUUUAUCAGAAUGCGAUGGUCCCAGCGGUCAGCAGUCCCCCCACGACGAAAUGUCUUCACAGACGCCAAUAUUCCUAAAACUAUGUCGACGGGGACAAAGGAUUAUAGAACGAAUGACCUCACGUUCGGCGCCCUUCAGGCGAACAUCAAUGACCGCUUGAGCGGAGUAGCGAAGGCACUUCGGCGAUUCACGGCUCGUAGGACGCGCGGCCGUAAACAGGACAUCCCCCCUGGACAAGAUAGCGAAGAAGGCAGCAACUCGGAAUCACACUCGAUGCACAGCUUACACGACCCACCGCGCGUCUUGGAUAUCAUCUAUACGUCUCAAGCUGAAGCAAGAUACGUCGCGGCUGGCGACCGACCUAAUUUCACGCGGUGGCAGUUAAUACGACUGAUCUUCUGUUGCGCCUCGCAGGCGGACAUCCUCUCGCCCGACGAUGGGAAGAACGCCUCAGCUCGAUCAGAGUCGUCAGCAGCUCGCGGCGGAGCCGCUAAACCCAAUUCUACUGGAGCCUAAGAUGAAUCGCAGCUCAAUGGAACUAAUCACGAUGCUUUUGCAAAGUAUGUGUCUCGUUUGUAUGCAAGAAUAUUUAUGCUUGGCAAACAUUCACACUUAUCAAUAUUUAUUGUUACUUCAUGUCUUCUAUGACUUUGCUUCGAGAUAGACAAUGCGUGCUUUAUGAGCCGGCACUUUACUAG
This is a messenger RNA of Coniophora puteana RWD-64-598 SS2, 818 nucleotides long. RefSeq lists its product as uncharacterized. The transcript is spliced from 7 exons. The coding region runs from base 112 to 636 and encodes 174 amino acids. The record is from RefSeq and is a predicted model, not a curated record. Lineage: Eukaryota; Fungi; Basidiomycota; Agaricomycetes; Boletales; Coniophoraceae.